CAACAACAACAACAACACAACCAACAAACAAGCAACAAGAGUGCCAAGACGUGUUUGCCUGAUCGGACUCAGGGUGCACUCUCUCUCGUCGGAAGGUUGAUAAGCCAGCCAGCCAACCAGCCAGCAAGCCAACGAGCCAGCCAGCAAGCCAGCCAGCCAGCCAGCCAGCCAACGAGCUCACACGUUUGCUGCUGCGAAUUGAAGCAACAGCCCAGCGGAAGAUUACAAAGCCUCUCCAACACACACAUACACACAUACACACACGUGGCUGCUGUUGCCAAGCAAGCAAGCAAGUGAGACAGCGCGCACAGGCACGGCAACCAACCAGCAUUCAACAAACAACAACACAGAGGGGUAUGCCGAUUGUGAGCGAGGCUGAGCAUCACAGUGGACCUGUCACACAACAACUGCACCAGCACAGUGGUGGUGGUAGUGGUGGCAGUGACACGACAGAGCCAAGUGACGACGAAGGUCUCUCCUCCUCACUCGAGUCGCUACGUCGCGCCAGGCUGCAGCAGCGAGGUCAGCUGCUGCAGCGACUCGACGAGGCUAUGCAGCUGCGAAAGACUCACGAGGCGUAUGGAGGAAGGGGCAAGGUUCGCCAGCAGACAAGCCAGCGUGCCAAUGGCUCUCAGCGCAGCGGUAGCCAUCACCAUCGCCAUCAUGCAAGAGAUGACGACAAUGGCGACACCGCGUCCGACAUGGACAGCCGUGACACCUCGCUGCAGAGCAGUCGCCGGUCCAGCAGGUCCUCGCUCAGCUCGGCCAUGAGCGACCUGGACGAGUCGUUCCGCGGAUCCACACGCAACCACAGCAGCAGCCGCCACCGCCACCGCCCCCACUCGGGCCCUGCGCGCACAGCAACCCGCGGGACCCGGGGCUCCAUCAGCAGCCGCAACGUCACCCGCUCGCCAUAUGCGGUCCCGCCCAUGCGUGUGCACGUGGCGUCGCCGGGUCACUGGGCACGCCCGCGGUCUGGCCGCUCAAACCACAGCGCUGCAUCUUCGCGCGCAACAUCUGCAGAGCCGCCACGCCACCGCCACCCCCGCAGACACGUGCGCAGGGACCGGCCCCUGAGUGGCGCCAGCGUCAACUCAAGCUUCUCCUCCGUCGCCAGCAGCACCACCAGCAGCGUCCGCAGCACGCAGCCGCGCGUGUACCAGAAGCGUGCGCACACGUGUCGCUUUAUCGCGUACCGGAACGGCGAUCCUCAGGUGGCACAUCGUGUUGUUGGCGCCAGCAUGGCUGAGCUGUUGGACGCGUGCACGCGCAAGCUGGGGCUUCCCUUUGCUGCCCGGCGCCUGUUUGACGAGCACGGGCGGGAGAUGGUCACCACGGAGGAGUGCAGCAUGCUCCCUGGUGAUGCCAUCGUGUAUGUGAGCUGCGGCGAGCCGUUUGUCGAUCCGGUCGCCGCGCAACAGGCAACACGCCGCCGCUUCACCUCCACAGCUGCUGCCAACCGAACCAUCGCCUUCACCCCAAACAUCACCAAGGCACUGACGACCCUGCGUGGCAGCAGCACCACCCCGGUCUCCAGCCUUGCUGGCUCUUUCCGUGCCCGCGCCCCAGAUAUCACAGCAUCCGCACGCACACGCGUCGUCCUUUUCGAGAACGGGGAUGGACUACACCACCACACGAUUCCGCUCAGAGACCACGACACAUUCGUCCGGGACUGCUCAAGACAGUUUGUGCUUACGUCUCAAGUUGAGCGGUUCUUUGAUCUGGACGGCAACGAGACGCGCGAUCUUGCGGCUGCGGAGGACUGCGGACCGGAACUCCACCUCAUCUUUGGCAGGAUUCGCGGGCCUUACUGGAUCGCCACAAAGACAGACGUGUUCAAGCCCGAGGGACCGCUCAACUUCAUCCAGCACCAGCUGCACCGCCUCCAGCGCCAGCACACCGCGCUACAGGACGAGCUGCAGCGAGUGACAACGAUCGAUCGUAUUGUCGAGAGCGAGCAGACUGACUCCAAUCAGGCGCUUCUUGACCAAAUCACCGCCGCAAUCAAGUUCCUGAAGCGGAAGCAGCGGCAUCUGACUGAUGUUCAGAUGGACGGGAGCGCGUCGCGUAUCCGGCCCAUCUCGGACGACCACCGCCUCCUCGCUGCCGGCAGCCUCAAGCUCAUCGUCCACGCAAACGGCACAGACGGGACCGGCCAGCCGCUCUACUUCAACCUGCGCGAAGCGCAGCGCACAGGCGACGCGGAGACGAUGAUGGGACUGCUGCUUGCUGCGUGCACAACACAGCUAGGAUUCACCCAAUCAGCUAAACGCAUUUUCCUCAAGGGUGGCAAGGUGUUGCGCGAUUUGCACGCGUUGGAGAACGACACGCACAUCUGGGUGUCGUGUGGCGAGCCCUUUACGCCAGCAAACCUGACGGUGGUCAAGCUCGCAUUCGACGGCGUCGAAACGGUUGUUGUUGAUGGGAAACGGCAGCUGCUCGCCGGCGGCGGCGCUGUUGAUAUGAACACGCUUUCAUCCGCCCACCUCUCCGCCCUGUCAUCGCUCACCGAAGCACUUGCGUGCGACGACGUUGCGUGGCGCCCGCACGACAUGAUGCCUGGCGACACGGCCCUGGAGGACCCGAACCUCGUUACACUGCAUGCAACUCUGGAGGACGACCACUCGCUCCUGUUCACGCCAUCGCUGGUGCGCGGGCCGCGGCAGCACGGUGCGCCGUUGAUGCAGCGCUGGGUGCUGCGGCAGGUGACUGACGUGUCGCACCUCGAUGGUGUUGACGCCAACACGACGUGGGCAGAGAUCACGUCCCGCGCAUUCCCGGCGCUCGCCCUCGUCUGCCACCAAACAACAACAGAUGCUGCUGCUGCUAGUGGCGGUUGUGUUGCUGGCGGUGAUGAUGCCGCUGCAAGGGACGCGGCUCAGAAGUCGGGCGUGGCGUACCGGGUUGGGCUCGGGGCGCGCACAACCCCGCCAUCGCGCGAGAUGCUGUGGCACUUUGCUCCCGACGGCACAAUUCGCAGUGCAGUCAACCCAGCGCUUGCACUGACACUGGCGGGCAAGGAUGAUGGCAGCAGCAGCAGCAGCGGCAGCGGUGGUGGUGGUGGUGGUGGUGAUGGGGAGAGCCCGCUCAACUCGACAAGCAGUAGUGAUGCGGGCGGCUUCUUCGAUGACGUGGGCGGGUCGUCUGGUGGCGGCGAUGUGCUGAUGCUGCAGGAGGUGCACACGGGCAGCGGGCGCAGGGCCAAGCGGCGGCAGCAGUGGGGGCUCAAGCACGACUCCAUCCAGCAUAUGGGCCAGUGGAAGGCGUGUCGCGGCGUGAACGGCAGCCGAUCGUGGGUGAAGAAUUGCAUGCUCUGGCCAACAGCGACCACGGGCAACUGGAACACGGAUCUGCUGUGGCCCAUGGAUGUGCUGCUGGUGCCGACGGUGGCGUGGAAGCCGCCACCAGCCAAGCGCGGCCGCAAACGCGAGACGCUGCACGAAUCGAUGGAGCGCAUGCGUGGCGGGCGCGGCAGCAGCAGCGCGUCCAUCACAGAUACAGUCAUGACCAUGCCCCGCCUGCGCGUUGUGCGCAACGGCACGCGCAUGCGGCCUGUGGAGGUGCUGGUGCCUGAAGGGCUGCGGGCCCGCGAGCAUCGACCAGAGCUGGACCUCAACCGCGCGUUCCCCGUGGACACGCAGAAGUGGUUUGAGCAGCGGCUAGGGCCCGGCUGGCGCACCAUCCUCACGUCCCGCGAAAACCCGCGCGACGCAGCCAAGAUGCGUGAACUGCAGGUGCAGCUGUUCCUGGACAGGUGCACGCGUGCGCUGGGCAUGAGCAUGCCUGCCCGCGCACUGUUUACGGAGCAAGGGGAUGCCGUCACAGACCUUGAGCAGCUGCAGCCGAACCAGGUGCUGCUGGUGACGUGCGGCGAGGCGUGGGUGCCCCCGCCCUCUGUGCUGCAGCGACUGCCAAACCUGGAGGCAGACAUGCGCAACAUGCGUGCAGUUGCGGACAUGUUUGCCAGCCAGGACGCAGUUGUUGUUGUGUUUGACACCGCGGGCGAGACGUGCUUGCUGCGGGAGAAGGGAAACAUUCUGCAGCAGCUGGAAGCCGCACAGCACAGCGGCGACAGUGGCGACAGCAACAAUGACGACCACGACGGCAACAACAGCGAUACGGAGAGCAGCAGCCAUGGCGGUGGUGGUGGCGGUGGUGGUGGUGGUGGAUUGGAAGAUGCGCAUGCAGCGUGGAUGUUGACGCCGGACCGACACUUGGUCCCUGUUGGUGAUAGGUCACACUGCCUGGCACCGCAGGCGCUGAAGGCCGGUGCAGAGCUGCAGCUGGUGCCAGUGGACACGCGCGAUGCCACGCAGAAGUGGGUGAUGGAGGGCGCCUUCCUGCAGUCUGCGAUGGACGCCACGCUCGUACUCACCGUCCCGGAACUCGGCCGUCAGGGCACGUCGCUUGCCCUUGCCACCAAGGCGCCCGAGCCCUUUUAUGCCCACCAGUGCUGGGAGCUGUGCCCUGCUCCUGGCGGCGGCCACCUGCUGCAGGCGUACGCGUGUUCGUCCACGGUAUUUGCAUGCUCAAUCGGUAGGCAGUGCAGCAUGUGUACCUUUGCCAUGACAGAAGGCACGCCCAUCAAGCAAGCAGGCUUUGUUCUUGAAGACGUCGAGGGAACCUGCUGUGCAGUGUGCGCAGCCAUGUCCAAGCACAAGGCCACUGCCCGCCCCGUUGGCGUGUCGACGUUUGCGUGCGCGUUUUGCUCCUCCCAGCGCGAGCUGUGUCAGCGCCUGGGCACAAACGGACCGCGCGCCUCACUCGUGUCCCAGCACAUCAUCCUCGCCGCAAAGACAAACAUGGCCUCUGCCGAACAAGUCGAGGACGCCAUCUCGAGGUGGGACAAGUGUCUGGCGCACUUCCAAGCGCGCGAGGAAACCGCCCGUGGUAUUUCCCACCCAGCUGCACCCUCGGCCCGGCUGGACCCUGGCGUGCAGUUCCGUGCGCGCGUGUUCCGCAACGGGCACGUUGAUCCCGCCAACGCCGUCAUCAUCGUCGCCCCGCGUGCAGACGCACACGCGCAGCUCGGCCUCUUCCUCUCCGAUGCAACAAGUCGCCUGAAUCUGCCGUCUGCUGCGCGCGUGCUGUACACGCGUACGGGCACGGCACUGCAGAGCCUGUCGCCGGAGCAGCACAGCGAGCUGCAGCGCGGUGGGGACGGCGCCAUCCCAGACCUGUGGGUGUCGAUGGGCGAACCGUUUUCCCCACCGGACCAGCACCCGGAGACCAUUGCCCGCAGGAAGAAGGAGCUCAAGCAGGAGCUGGUGCAGCUGAAGACGCUCAUUGCUGAAAAGAAGCAGACGCUCAAGUCGUUGUCGGACAAGCUGCAGGGUGCGCUGUCGUCAACGGAGCGCAGCACUGUGGACGACCGGCGGGACGUCGUGCGGCGCGAGAUUGAGGAGGACAUGGAGGCGUUCAAGGCGAAUCGUGAGGAGCUCAGGGCGCUGAAGUCCAGAGCCGGCAGAGACAGCAAGGGCGGCAGCGGCGGCGGCGGCGGUGGCGGGUCGACAGGCAUGUCCAACGAGCUCAUUGCGCGGCUGAGCAAGCCCGUGUCGAGGCGUGUGCGCGUGCAGGCGCGGAAGAAUGGCUCCAGCAAGUCGGCACCCGUGCUUUGUAUGGGCGACAGCAUGACCGCGCUGUUAACUGCGUGUGCGUCCAACUUGGGGAUGCGACGCGCACGCAAGCUGUACACGAUGCAGGGCGAGCGCAUCAAAUCCUUGGAUGCCAUCACCCGCGAUAUGGAGGUGUUGGUGAGCAGUGGCGAGGCGUUCAUUGACGACAACGCCAAGAAGGACGAGGAGCAAACUCGCGCGUCGUUUGGGCGAGCCAUCCGUGCUGAGCGUAAACGGACCAAGUCAUCGUCCUCCUCCUCCUCCUCUGUCGCCCCAUCGACAUAACCGCGAGCUGUCUGUGGCGUGUUUAUUGACAUGUUCGCGCGUUCACAGUAUGCUCGUAUACAUUACACAAACCCGCGUUCAAACAACAUCAUCAUUAUCUCGUCUUGUGUGCAAUAAUUUAUCAAUGUGGCACACGGC
Molecule: messenger RNA, 6038 nt
Organism: Salpingoeca rosetta
Lineage: Eukaryota; Choanoflagellata; Craspedida; Salpingoecidae
Exons: 20
Coding region: 357-5900 (1847 amino acids)
Biological process (GO): intracellular signal transduction; regulation of mitotic cytokinesis
Molecular function (GO): microtubule binding
Source: RefSeq, a predicted model, not a curated record